Molecule: messenger RNA, 718 nt
Organism: Schistosoma guineensis
Lineage: Eukaryota; Metazoa; Platyhelminthes; Trematoda; Strigeidida; Schistosomatidae
Source: the annotation of a GenBank genome assembly
UAAAUACUUCACUUGAAUAAAACUUUCUUUAUUCUUAGUGAACUUCAUCUGGAUACUUAUAUUUCUAAUUUCUCUGUUUUUUUAAGAAUAAAUUAAGUCUGUUGCAUAUUUACUUUAAAUUGGAAUAUUUCUAAAUCUUUUCUUCUUAACUAUCCUGUCAAAAAACCAUAUUAUUGAGCUCAGAUGUUGCAGCUAGAUUCCAAAUCGAAGUACAAACCUGAAUUUAAUGACCAGUCACAGUCGUCCAUCCCAAAGCUCCCUGAGUUGAGUUUUCAAGAUGUUGAGAAAUAUUUUUCCGAUUUGUGGUUUGAACAAAUAUCUAUCAGUGAAGCGGUUAACAGAAGUGAGUAUCAUACGUCAAAUACAGCUGAGAGAAAUUGUCGAACGAUCUCAUCAUCUGACGAACAGUUGUAUAACACUGAAAAUCAUUUGUUAACAAACCAAUUAUCCAUAUUUCCUAAAAAUACCAACAGCCAUAAAAUGAGCACGGUUGAAAAUAGACGUAAAAGACGCUGGAAAACUAUGGCACGUGCUAUGAUUCCUAAAACACAAUAUUUUUAAUAGCCUUAAAUAAUUUCAAAAAUCACAAAGUCCUAAUUGUUGCUUACGUCUAUAUUGUAAAAACUAACCAUAAUAGCUUUAUUUAGAUUCACAAGAAUGAUGUAUAAAUUCUUAAAAAUAACUUGGUAAUUUUUUUACUGAAUAUUGCAUUUCAUAA